Molecule: messenger RNA, 720 nt
Organism: Rhododendron vialii
Lineage: Eukaryota; Viridiplantae; Streptophyta; Magnoliopsida; Ericales; Ericaceae
Exons: 3
Coding region: 1-720 (239 amino acids)
Molecular function (GO): nucleic acid binding
Source: RefSeq, a predicted model, not a curated record
AUGGGCCCAUUUCCGGUGUCAUACGGGUAUAAGUACAUCCUCUUGGCGGUGGAUUAUGUUUUCAAGUGGGUUGAGGCAAUUCCCACUAAGACCAAUGAUUCUAAGGUUGUGCUAGAGUUCUUACGAACUAACAUUUUGUCGAGAUCUUUUGGGGUGAUAAUGAGCAAGUAUGGCAUCUCUCACAAAGUGUCUACUGCUUAUCACCCUCAAACUAACGGUCAGGCUGACCUAGCGAAUCGUGAGAUCAAGGGGAUUCUCGAGAAGACCGUGAACCCGAAUAGGAAGGAUUCGUCACUUCGGUCGACCGAUGCCUUAUGGGCCUACCGCACUGUUUACAAGACCGUGUUGGGUGCUUCACCUUACUGGCUCGUUUAUGGUAAGACCUGCCACUUGCCCGUUGAGAUGGAGCAUAAGGCCUAUUGGGCUAUCAAGACGCUAAACGCGCGUUUACCUAAGGCGGGUGCUCAUAGGAAGCUCCAGUUGUGUGAGCUCGAGGAGAUUAGGAAUGACGCGUAUGAGAGUUUGAGGUCCCGGUGGGAUGGUCCCUACAUUAUGCAUAAGGUUUAUCCGAAUGGGUCAGUAGAUGUUUGUGACCCUCAGAAUGGUAAUAUUUCCAAGGUUAAUGGGCAGCGUCUGAAACCAUUUUUGGAAUAUGUAGAAGUCGGUGAACCUGAGGAGGUUUUGGUUGAUCCUGUUUAUUCGAAUGACCCUGUUGUGUAG